Molecule: messenger RNA, 1485 nt
Organism: Atta colombica
Lineage: Eukaryota; Metazoa; Arthropoda; Insecta; Hymenoptera; Formicidae
Gene: lic
Product: dual specificity mitogen-activated protein kinase kinase 6
Exons: 7
Coding region: 198-1208 (336 amino acids)
Biological process (GO): protein phosphorylation; stress-activated MAPK cascade
Molecular function (GO): ATP binding; MAP kinase kinase activity
Source: RefSeq, a predicted model, not a curated record
UGAGGAUCCGUGCUUAUUCCUUCUAUCAUAGAUUUAAGUUUUAUAAAGACUUAAAAUAUAGGCAACAGGGUGCGAUGAGUUCACAUACGCACUGCGUCCCGUGAUACUACUAGCCAUGAAUUUUCAUUGACUUCUCUGUAAUACUGUCGAAUUUGCGCGGGUGGCGACCUUAACCUUUUUCGAUUAUACUCUGUAUCAUGGCUUUACGUCGUGGAAAACGCAAUCUGAAAUUGCAAGUCUCCGACGAAGCGCCUGCACCAGUAACUCCACCAAGAAAUUUAGACAAACGGACUACCAUUACCAUAGAUGAAAAAACAUUUGUUGUAGAAGCUGAUGAUUUAGAAACACUUUGUAUACUUGGUCGUGGAGCAUAUGGAAUUGUUGAUAAAAUGCGACACAAACAGAGUGGCACAAUUAUGGCUGUUAAGAGGAUAGCUGCUACAGUUAAUACACAAGAGCAAAAGCGGCUGCUCAUGGAUUUAGAUAUUUCUAUGCGUAGCUCAGCAUGUCUCUACACAGUACAAUUCUAUGGAGCCUUAUUUCGAGAAGGAGAUGUAUGGAUAUGUAUGGAAGUGAUGGAUAUGAGCCUUGAUAAAUUUUAUACAAAAGUAUAUAAACAUGGUCGUGCCAUUCCUGAAGAUAUUUUAGGAAAAGUGGCUUUUGCGAUAGUGAGCGCACUACAUUACCUCUAUUCACAAUUACGAGUGAUUCAUAGAGAUGUAAAACCUAGUAAUAUCUUAAUUAAUCGGAAAGGCGAGGUAAAAAUUUGUGACUUUGGUAUAUCGGGUUAUCUUGUAGAUUCAGUUGCUAAGACUAUCGAUGCCGGAUGCAAACCAUAUAUGGCUCCAGAAAGGAUAGAUCCGUCAGGUAACCCAUCACAAUAUGAUAUCAGAUCCGAUGUUUGGUCAUUAGGAAUUUCCCUCGUUGAAUUAGCAACUGGUAAAUUCCCAUACGAGUCGUGGGGUACGCCGUUCGAGCAACUGAAACAGGUAGUCAAGGAUGAAGCCCCAAAAUUACCUGUAGGCAAGUUCUCUUCUUCAUUCGAAGAAUUUAUUAAUAAGUGUCUAAUGAAGAACUACACUGCCCGCCCAAAUUAUAGUCAAUUACUAGAACUUGACUUUAUCAGAGAAUAUGCCCAAAAAGAUACAAAUGUGGCCGAAUUCGUUGAAGAGAUUUUAGACUUACCGGAAAACGAGCAACCGGUAUAGUGCAUACGUCAUUUUGACGUGACUUGCAAUAUAAUUUGACUUGUAUUUUUGCAAGACAGUCAUUGGCAUGUGGAUUGGCAUUGUCAUAUGUAAUUUAUAUUCGUGAACCGCAUUUGAUCAUUGUGUCGCAAGAUAUAAUUGGCACUCGAAUAAUUUAGCUUUUACCAUCUUUAAUUUUUAGUAAUUGCAUCUGGACACAUUUAGCAUUUAUAGAUUUGGCCUGAAAAUAAUUGUGCCUACUUCAAUCCUAAUCUUGUGAAAGCAAACAUUGGAAAUA